GUAACGAAUUGUCCAAGAAGGAAGGAAGCAGGAAGCAGGAAGUAGGACCCGUGACCAGCUCCUGCGGCCUCAGGCUUCUAGACUCGUCUCAACCAAGCGCCCCACCGGCCCCGAUAGCGCGACAAAGGCUAAAGCUCUCCCCAACAUUAUUUCCUCUUAUUCGAUACCGCUGCCUGCGCCAAGCCCUGCGUUGCUAUUCUUAUUGCCAUCCUGUUCAUUCCUCUCAUCCCUUUUGUUGUCUACGUUGCUGUUUGCGCCCUCUGUCUGGCUUCCAAUACACAUACACACACACACAUCACUGAAGACUGGUCAUUCUUGCCAUCUAUAAUUCAUCCACAAUGGCUGCUCCUCAUUCAACCUCGCUCCGUGCCCUGCGUGCUCUGUCCCAGCAGCACACUCCCGCCACCACCCUCUACUGCCGUCGCCGCCUGCACAUCACCGGCGCCUUUUCUGCCCAGCCCGUCGAUGGCUCUGGCAAGACCGGUUCUUACGCAUCUCGCACCCUGCCAGAGCUCAAGUCCGAAUGCCAAAGACGAGGUCUGGUAGCUGGUGGCUCCAAGGCAGAUCUGGUCGAACGUCUAUCGACCAAUGACGUCUUGAAUAGACGUGCUUUCAGCAUUGCGAGAAGCCGCAUCAAUGGUAAUGUCUUUGGAGGACCCUCUGAAACCCGCCAAUUCAACACCUCCCGUGCUAGCAAGGCAGUGAACGACUCCUCAACCCUCGACUUCGUCUAUAUGCCUUCCAUCGUAUCUCUCGAAUCGCAGCCAGCCCCAGCUCAGCUGAUUCCUAUCCUGGGUGAGAACCAAUAUACCUUCGACGCACCCCAAACUCAGGAGGCAUCGCCGCCGAUGAAGCCACAGAUCUAUGCUGUCUCCGAGACUUAUUCGGACAUGUCCGCCAGCCCUAUGAGCGAGGUGGUUGACAAUCAUGCACUUGAAAUUGAUCCUUUCAAACUGACCGAAACUGUGGGUCGCUCACGCGCCGGUGAGAAUGAAAAGAAGCUACUGGCCCAUCAGACCCAGAAGGGCAUCAUAGGAGAGCUUUUCACUGGCAUGAUGGAUGACCUCUGGAGCUCUAAGGCUACUAGUAGUAGUUUGGCCAGAAAAUGACCCUAGUACCUUGUAUGCCUAUUGAGUCUAAGUGACGUAGUAUUCGAAUUGGGGUCACGACCCCACUCGUUCAGCAAGCUGUCAAGCGCUUCAGCAUUGUUAAUUAUUUUGACUUUCUACUGUCCAAGUUUUGAUUGUUGCGAGUCGGUCAAGAAUGACAACAAGGAAUAUUUUAGUUUAAUUGGAGACAUUUUUUUAACAAAGAUAUUGUUGGAGAUUUAUACUCUUUUCCUAGC
This is a messenger RNA of Talaromyces proteolyticus, 1345 nucleotides long. RefSeq lists its product as uncharacterized. The transcript has 4 exons. The record is from RefSeq and is a predicted model, not a curated record. NCBI's taxonomy places the organism in Eukaryota, Fungi, Ascomycota, Eurotiomycetes, Eurotiales, Trichocomaceae. The coding region runs from base 339 to 1109 and encodes 256 amino acids.